CGCGUCACGUGACCGCGGCGCCGCCGAUGCCUCAGGCAGCUGCGCUCGCCGGGCGGGGCUCGCGGGUGCGGGUUCGCCUGCCCGGCCGCGCGUCGCGGUUCUCCGGCUGCGCUGCGGCUUCCAGAGCGUCGAGGGCCGCGGGAGAGACGGCUCUCUGCGAGGUGACCAUGGAGGCUGGUGGCCUCCCCCUGGAGCUGUGGCGCAUGAUCUUAGCCUACCUGCACCUUCCCGACCUAGGCCGCUGCAGCCUGGUAUGCAGGGCCUGGUAUGAGCUAAUCCUAAGUCUCGACAGUACUCGCUGGCGGCAGCUAUGCCUGGGCUGCACUGAGUGCCGCCACCCCAACUGGCCCAACCAACCUGAUGUGGAACCUGACUCUUGGAGGGAGGCCUUCAAGCAGCAUUACCUUGCCUCAAAGACAUGGACCAAAAAUGCCCUGGACUUGGAGUCCUCCGUCUGCUUUUCUCUAUUUCGCAGGAAGAGAGAACGGCGUACCCUAAGUGUCGGACCAGGCCAUGAGUUUGAUAGCCUGGGUAGUGCCUUGGCCAUGGCUAGUCUGUAUGACCGAAUUGUGCUAUUCCCAGGUGUGUAUGAAGAACAAGGUGAAAUCAUCCUAAAAGUGCCUGUGGAGAUUGUAGGCCACGGGAAGUUGGGCGAGGUGGCCCUGCUAGCCAGUAUCGAUCAGCACUGCUCAACCACACGCCUGUGCAACCUCAUCUUCAUGCCAGCCUGGUUCUCACCCAUCAUGUACAAGACCACAUCAGGUCAUGUCCAGUUUGACAACUGCAACUUUGAGAAUGGGCACAUCCAGGUCCAUGGCCCAGGCACCUGUCAAGUGAAGUUUUGUACCUUCAAAAACACCCAUGUUUUUCUGCACAACGUGCCCUUGUGUAUCCUGGAAAACUGUGAAUUUGUGGACAGCGAAAACAAUUCUGUGACUGUGGAGGGUCACCCAUCAGCAGAUAAGAACUGGGCCUACAAGUAUCUACUAGGUCUUAUUAGGUCCUUUCCCAGCUUGCUCCCUACAGAGGACUCUGACUUUUUAAUGUCCCUGGACUUAGAGAGCCGGGAUCAGGCCUGGAGUCCCAAGACCUGCGAUAUUGUCAUUGAGGGCAGCCAGAGUCCUACUAUGCCUGCCUCUAGCUCCCCAAAACCAGCCUCCAAGGUGGGAUCGCAGGAGGCAGAGGUGGGCAGUGAUGGGGAAAGGGUGGCCCAGACCCCAGAGAGCAGUGAUGGAGGCCUAAGCCCCAGCGGAGAGGAUGAAGAUGAGGACCAGCUUACAUACAGAUUGUCCUACCAAGUUCAGGGCCCACGCCCUGUCCUGGGGGGUUCGUUUCUGGGCCCACCAUUGCCUGGAGCAUCCAUUCAGCUGCCCAGCUGCCUGGUGCUAAACUCACUGCAGCAGGAGCUGCAGAAGGACAAGGAGGCCAUGGCACUGGCCAGCUCUGUGCAGGGCUGCCUGAUCCGCAAGUGCCUCUUCCGGGACGGGAAAGGAGGUGUCUUUGUCUGUUCUUAUGGCCGAGCCAAGAUGGAAGGAAACAUCUUCCGGAACUUGACUUAUGCAGUGCGAUGCAUACAUAAUAGCAAGAUUGUCAUGCUCAGGAAUGACAUCUACCGCUGCCGGGCAUCAGGCAUCUUUCUUCGCUUGGAGGGUGGAGGCUUGAUUGCUGGCAACAACAUCUACCAUAAUGCAGAGGCUGGCAUAGACAUCCGGAAGAAGUCCAACCCACUCAUCCUGUGUAACCAGAUCCACCAUGGCCUUCGUUCUGGCAUUGUUGUCCUUGGCAAUGGGAAAGGCAUCAUCAGGAACAACCAAAUCUUUUCAAAUAAGGAAGCUGGCAUUUAUAUCCUGUAUCAUGGAAAUCCAAUAGUGAGUGGGAACCACAUCUUCAAGGGACGCGCAGCUGGCAUAGCUGUGAAUGAGAAUGGCAAGGGUCUCAUCACAGAAAAUGUCAUCCGUGAAAAUCAGUGGGGAGGCGUGGACAUCCGCCGUGGAGGGAUCCCUGUUCUCAGGAGCAACCUCAUCUGCUUUGGCUACUCAGAUGGUGUGGUUGUGGGAGAUGAAGGCAAAGGACUGAUAGAAGGAAAUACCAUCUAUGCUAACAAGGGCUGUGGUGUGUGGAUGAUGUCAUCCAGUCUGCCCCACGUCACCAGCAACCAUGUGAGCUACAAUGGCCUGUAUGGAGUGGCAGUAUUUAGCCAAAAGGAUGGCUCUAGUGAGUUCCCUGGAGGCCAUGGGGCCCAGGAGAACUUCAGUGAGGAUGGGGACGCCAUCCUCUGGGAGACAGAACUGGAGAAGGAGGAUGACCCACUGCGCCGGCCUAUCACCAUAGCUCUUGUAGAGUCUAACAGUAUUAAUCACAAUGGAGCCUCCGGACUGUAUGUCCAGAGCAGCGAGGCCCUGCACAUCAUCACCAAUGUGAUCCACGCCAAUGGAGACAGAGGCAUCACUGUAGCCCAGAGCAGCCAGCUCACUCGUGUGACCAACAACAGCAUCUCCUGCAACCGCCAGAGUGGGGUCAAGGUUGAGGCCCAGUGUAAGGUGGAGCUCCGGGGCAAUGGUAUCUACGACAACAGAGGCCAUGGUAUCAUUACCAGAGGUGACAGCACUAUUGUCAUUGAAAAUGACAUCAUUGGCAACCGGGGCAGUGGACUGCAGUUGCUGCCCAGGUCUGACACUAAGGUAAUAAAGAACCGGAUCCACUCAUUCCGGGCCUACGGCAUUGCAGUGCGGGGCCACGCCAAGGCCCUGGUGCAGGAGAACAUCAUCUUCCAGGGCAAGACUAACAAGACCAUCUUUCAGCAGAUCUCAAACAACAGAGACUGCAUUAUGCAGAACAACAAGUUCCUGGUCUUCAAGAAAAAGUCUGAUACGUGGCGCCUGGUGAACCCACCAGCACGGCCUCAUCUUGAAAAUUCUCUCAGGGGCCCAUCUGCAGCCCACAGUGGGCAGAAAGUAACAGCCAUGGCAACCAGGAUCACAGCUCGUGUGGAAGGUGGUUACCACAGCAACCGUAGCAUCUUCUGCACCAUCCUGUAAGGAUACAGACCUGCCUCAGAAGAGCUAAGGGGCAAAGGCCCUCAGGAUGAACACAGUGCCUGAGAAGACUCCUAGUCCCUCACUCUUGGAAAAACAGGUCCCAGGCCUCCUGGGGACUCAGAACAAGGUACCUCUAAAGUUUCAGCUCCACAACCCUCAGCAGGAACUUAAAACCUGUUUCAAAGAGAAAAGGGCAUCAAAAUUGAGGGGCUUCUAGUCAUUCUAACGAUGGUAGAUUAUAAAGAACUGGGAAAACUGAAACAGUAUAUGAAACUUUGGGGCCAGGAUUCUUUCAGAAUUACAGGGAACCUCAUUUAACACAUACCAAACCCUGACUCUUCUCAGGAAAGACAUUUGCUUCUAAGGAAGGGAAGUGAUUGAGGUAGAGAUAACUGCCCCAGAAUCGGCCUCUUAUUUGGGUGGUCCUGGCCCUGCCUCGAUCCAGGGACUGUACCAUGCUUCAGUUGGUUUUCUUAAGGACACAGUUUUCAUAGAAUGGGACAUAGUCCUGUGAGGAAGGGGAAAGGCUGUCCCAGGGAGGACAAGGAGGGCGAUGUGGCAAAUGGCUUCCUUCAGGCACCAGGCAGGUGCAUGGCUGGGUAGUUCAGAGAUGCAUGAAGCUCAGCUGUAGUCAAGGAGCUCCUGAGCUCAGUGACACAUUAGUUUGGUGCCUGCCAUAAGAUUCAGAGUUCAUAUGAGCACACCCACACCAGCUACCCGCCAGCUCCAGCCUAUCCAAAUGGAGGUGCCUGGGCUCUCAAUGUGUCCACAUCCUCAUGGGUGAUGUCCUGACUUUACUGACCCUAUGUCUCCCACUGUGCCUUGGCUCAAGCUUUCCUUACUGGCUGACUUUUCUCCACCAUAUCUAUGUGCUGGCCCCACUCAUUCUUCAAAGUUUAGCUUAUAUACUGCCAUCUCUACAUGGCUGACCCCUCACUCCAGAUGACAGUGCUGUCCCCCUGAGCCUCAAUCACCCUUCCUCUGCUCCCUCAGGGCACUGAGCACUUUCUGCCUUGUUUUCAAACUAUCUGGGGAUCUAUACCUUGUCCCACCCACCUACCUGUGAACUCUCUGUCAAUGUUACUGUUCUUGUACCCAGGUCCCAGCCCACAGCUAGGAUGGGUAGGUAGGAUCAGUGGCCUCAGUCAGGAGAGAAAAGCCAGCUCCCACAGGGUUUUACCUACCUGCACUGUGAAUGUAUCAGGGUUGCAGAGCCAGGUGGGCUGGGACCCUACUGCCUGAGGAGUGCGGGCUGGGCGCAAGGCCAGUCCAGCCUGAAUGACCUCCCUCCCACUUGGCCUUUCAUGCGGGGCCUUCACCAGCCUGCUGGGGAUCACUGUCCUGCAUUUGGCCAGGCGGCUUCCCAGGCUGGUUUUGUAAGUCCCUAGGUGCUGCUCCGCUGGGUGGGUGGGAGGGAGACAGAGGAAGUGAGCUCUGGCUUCUCUGAGUACCUUAGACACAAGUGUUGGCCCUUCCCAUCCCCAGCACUGACCUUUGCACUUCUGUUUGGUGGCCUCAUU
Messenger RNA from Chinchilla lanigera (long-tailed chinchilla), 4558 nucleotides. RefSeq names its product F-box protein 10 (gene Fbxo10). The record is from RefSeq and is a predicted model, not a curated record. The coding region runs from base 27 to 3038 and encodes 1003 amino acids. The transcript has 11 exons. Gene Ontology annotation, biological process: ubiquitin-dependent protein catabolic process; protein ubiquitination; regulation of apoptotic process. Lineage: Eukaryota; Metazoa; Chordata; Mammalia; Rodentia; Chinchillidae. Gene Ontology annotation, molecular function: protein binding.